CCAAACAUAAGAGAAGCAAUUAAAACGGCUCAACCGGAUAGUUAAGUAUUAGCUGCAGGUGUUGUUUUCUAUACUUUCACCUCUUUUGGCGCGGCCAUAAUGUCUGAUGAGGAAGAGGACUAUAUGUCUGAUGCUUUUCUCAGUAAAAUACAAGAUGUGAAACCAGGAGUCAGCAUGGUGAGGCGGGUAAAAGCAGCAAUGAAGAGGGAGACGCAGGCAAAGGAGAAGAACAUUAAAAACCGACAGAAAACCUACAAGGAGCAAGAGACGGAAAGUCGAGAAGCAGCUUUACAGAGCUCAAUCAGCAAUGAGAACAAGGGAUUUGCACUUCUGCAGAAAAUGGGCUACAAAGCUGGCCAAGGACUCGGGAAGAAGGGAGCUGGGAGGGUCGAUCCCAUUCCUCUAAACAUCAAAACUGACAGAGGUGGCAUUGGAAUGGAAGAGGUGAAGAAAAGAAAAGCAGAGGAGGAACUUGAACACUAUCGACAGAAAGUACAAGUCAAACAACAGAAUGAGACCCAAUCUCUGGAAGACUUUAGGUCAAGAGUAAGGUCAGAGAGAGAGGAGCGUAAGAUUGAAGGAGAUCUCAGAAGGAGUCAGCGAGCCUGUGAGCAGCUUGACAGUCAGAAGGGCAUCACUGUCCCCAGAGAAUACUGGUACUGGCCAAAAGAAGAUGCUGAUGACGAAGAAGCUAGUCACGAUGAGGAGGAGGAGGAGGAGGAAGAAGAAGAAGAAAAGGAGAUUGUGGAAUUAACCUCCUUUGAUAAACUGCAAAUUUUGACAUCGUAUUUGAGAGGAAUCCAUUUUUACUGCAUAUGGUGUGGGACCACCUAUAAUGAUGAAGACGACCUGUGCUCUAACUGUCCUGGGGAUACAGCAGCAGAUCACGACUGAACUUGAUAAAAAGCAUAUGUAGUACCAACUAGUGAAAACGCAGUUACAAAUAUGCAGACAGCAUUUUACAACAGGCUCAUUAUACUAUAAAAAGCAGCAAAGGCAAUAAAGUGAUCAGAAUUGGAGGAAGAUUGAUUAAUCAUCCCAUUUGAAUCUGCUGUCUGUCUCUGGAAGAACAUGCUGUUUGUGGGUGUGUUGUCUUCAUUUUUUUCAUUAAGAAAUCCUGUGGGAAAUUCAUGAUACCUUUUUAGUAUUUAUAUUUCUAAAAGCUGUGUUUUCAUUAAAUGUUUUAAGACUUCUA
This is a messenger RNA of Seriola aureovittata, 1195 nucleotides long. It is a transcript of the gene gpatch11, whose product is annotated as G patch domain containing 11. The coding region runs from base 100 to 894 and encodes 264 amino acids. NCBI's taxonomy places the organism in Eukaryota, Metazoa, Chordata, Actinopteri, Carangiformes, Carangidae. The record is from RefSeq and is a predicted model, not a curated record. Gene Ontology annotation, cellular component: kinetochore. The transcript has 8 exons. Gene Ontology annotation, molecular function: nucleic acid binding.